CCCAGGUGUGCCAAAGGUAAUGCUGCUGUGUGGGGCAGAUUUCUUGGAGUCCUUCGGAGUUCCUAAUCUGUGGAAGAGUGAGGAUAUUGCCCAAAUCGUGGAAGAGUAUGGGCUCGUCUGUAUUACUCGGGCUGGAAAUGAUGCCCAGAAAUUCAUCUAUGAAUCCGAUGUGCUAUGGAAACAUCAGAACAACAUUCACCUGGUGGAUGAAUGGAUCACCAACGACAUCUCAGCCACAAAGAUCCGGCGGGCCCUCAGAAGGGGCCAGAGCAUUCGCUACUUGGUACCAGAUCUUGUCCAGGAAUAUAUUGAAAAGUAUAACUUGUACAGCCCCGAGAGUGAAGAGAGGAAUGUCGGGGUGAUCCUGGCUCCUUUGCAGAGAAAUGCUGCCGAAGCUAACUCGAACAACUUCAGCGAUGACAUCACACUACUUGGAAGAGAGAGAACUAUGGAGAAUGAGGAGUCUUAUUAAAAGGUUUUAAGUAUCAGUGCUCUUAGCCUUUAUUGAUAGCCCAGUAAUCAAAAGAUGGAGACCCUAAGAACAUGAGAAAUGCCGCAGUGGGUCAGCCCAGCAGCUCCUCCCGUUCAGAAUUGUGAGCAUUGAUGAAUGGCUUGUGGAGGAAUUCCCAUGAUCUCAAUCUAAACUCCUGAAUUUCUGAACAGCCCUGCUGGUUCUGUUUCAGCCCACCGUGAAUCAGCACUUUGUAAAUUUUAGCAGAAAAUGGGUCUGUUUUGUUUUUUUUCUUCUUAUCCUUGUGUAUGGCUUUUAGCCAGAGUAGGACUCCCAAAUAAGAAAUGAAUCCCAGUUGUAUGUAACAAAUACAAGCUUUUUACAUGGUUUGAUAUUGAUUAAAAUUUUGUUGAAGUUUUAUCAAUUGGUAAAAACAAAAAGACCAGAAAUAACUUUUUAUAUAGUUUUAUGGUUUGUACAAAUCAUUCUGUGGUAGAAAUAUGACUAAAGUUAAAUUUCUAAUGAAAACAAUUUACCUUUUUACAAUUUAUAUUUGAAACUUCACAUUACACUACUCAAACCUACACUAAAUUGAAAAGUUUACCUUUUUACAGUUUUUAUUUCAGACCUACACUAUAAAUCAUUAAGGAUUUAUAACUGCAAUGUACUUACAACUGUGUAAUUUAAUUGUAUAGGAAGGUCUGAAUCCAGUUUAAAAAGUUAAAUGAUAAAGUUGGCAAAUGUAAAUGCUGCAUCUCCUGAUUUGUCCUUACUAAAGCUGGCAGGCUGACUUCCCAGAGAGCCAGGAAGUAGUGCAAUGCCUGACCCCACGGGUGUCAGUCUCUGCAGAAUGAAUGACAGGAUCUCAGCGCAGAGAGAUGAGGGACUUUCUUCCCUGCCUUAGCUUUUUGGAGUUGAAGAGUUGGGGCAGUACUGAAAAACAGAAGUCUAGAAGCAGAGAAAGCUACCAAAAUUUAACUUUGAUUUCUUCUCAUGGAAAACUAUAUUUCGUUCAUCUGAAGUAUGUGUAAACUGCAAGUUUCCAAUGCCAGAAAUUUCUCUUAUACUAGGUAGGUGCCUUCCUACCUAGAAGUACCCACCCUGCUCAGCUGUUAGUAUAUUGACCUCAGGACCCGCUGCAUAAGCAGGUGGGGACCCUCCCAGGAGACCUGGUAAUAAUGAUACUUUUGUGCUCUUUGUUGAUCAACAGCUUUGCACACAGAACGAGUUAGCUUGGCUCUUUGUGCUACUACCAAGGAUGCUGCUAAUGCCACAGCAUAAUAACCUAGUUUGGGGUGUCCUCAAGGACAGAACUCCCUCUUCAGAUAAUGGAAAUCAGAACAAUGAACUUCACCGGAGAAUAAAUAGUAACAACUGUUGUGACUUCCGCUGAAGAAGAGGAAACUGCCAUUAUUUAUUCCCUAUCAUGACUUUUUCAUAAUUUGCUUGUGUAAUACAAAUUUAGAGUUGAGGAAAUAUGUAAAGCUGCUGUUUUGUUUGUUUGAUGCUGGUGUUUUUUAUUUGUUGUACUCCUUUACCCCUUACAUUGUACAAUUUGCAGCAAAUGAACUUAUAGUAAAAGGCCUUGACUGGCAGCUUCAUUCAGCUGUACAUACUACA
Messenger RNA from Manis javanica (Malayan pangolin), 2071 nucleotides. The record is from RefSeq and is a predicted model, not a curated record. NCBI's taxonomy places the organism in Eukaryota, Metazoa, Chordata, Mammalia, Pholidota, Manidae.